CUCCCGGUUCCGCUGUCGGGGACCGGGCGGGUCGCGAUCGGCGGCUCUGUCGCGACAGGAGCCGCGAGCGGGGCCAUGUCGGACACGUGGAGCUCGAUCCAGGCGCACAAGAAGCAGCUGGACUCGCUGCGGGAGCGGCUGCGGCGCCGCCGGAAGCGGGACCCGCUGGGAGCCGCCGACCCCUGCCAUGACCUCUCCCUGGCCACGCCCCCCCGCACCUCCAGCCCCGCCCCCUCCGGCCCCGCCCCGCCAUGCCCCGCCCAGGGGGGCGUGGCCUCGCUCGGCCCCGCCCCCGGCUCCGCCCCCUCCCCCGCCGGGGGUCCCGAGGGGGUCCCGGGGGAGCCCCCGGAGCCGGACCCGGCGCUGGAGCGGCGCCUCCUGCUGCACCUGUCCGACCUGGCCACGCCCCUGCCCGCCGACGCCGCCGCCAUCCGCGGGGCCAUCGCCGGGGACGACGCUCAGGUGACGCUGCGGGCUGUGGAGAGCCUCCUGCACAAAUUCGCGGCGCAGGAACUCAUCGAGCUGCGCCGGGGGCUGCUGCACGACGGCCCCGCCCUCGUCACCUGCGCCGACCACUCCAAACUGGCCGCCAUGGCGGCGGCGGCGUCGUCGUCGGGGCGUCGGCGCGAGGCGGAGCCGGCCGGCGGCGCCGGGGAAGGGAAGGAGGCGGCCAAGAGGUGCCGGAGGACGGCGGCGUCGGCGGCGUCGGACGUGGAUUUGGAGAUCGAGAGCCUGCUGAGUCAGCAGUCCACCAAGGAGCAGCAGAGCAAGAAGGUGAGCCAGGAGAUCCUGGAGCUGCUGAACACCACGACGGCCAAGGAGCAGUCCAUCGUGGAGAAGUUCCGGUCGCGGGGCCGCGCGCAGGUGCAGGAGUUCUGCGACCACGGCACCACCGAGGAGUGCGUCAAGGCCUCGGGCGGGGAGCGGCCCUGCCGCCGCCUGCACUUCCGCCGCAUCAUCAACAAGCACACGGACGAGUCCCUGGGCGACUGUUCCUUCCUCAACACCUGUUUCCACAUGGACACCUGCAAGUACGUCCACUACGAGAUCGACACCUGCGCGGCCACGCCCCCCCGCGGCCCCGCCCCCCCGCGGCCCCGCCCACCCGCGGCCACGCCCCCCGCCCCGCCCCGCGGCGCCCCGCCCGACGCCGGCGCCGACCGCCUCUUCCCGCCACAGUGGAUCUGCUGCGACAUCCGCUACCUGGACGUGUCCAUCCUGGGAAAAUUCGCCGUGGUGAUGGCGGACCCGCCCUGGGACAUCCACAUGGAGCUGCCCUACGGGACGCUGACGGACGACGAGAUGCGGCGCCUCAACAUCCCCGUGCUGCAGGACGAGGGGUUCCUCUUCCUCUGGGUCACCGGCAGGGCCAUGGAGCUGGGCCGUGAGUGCCUGAACCUCUGGGGGUACGAGCGCGUGGAUGAAAUAAUUUGGGUGAAGACGAAUCAGCUGCAGCGUAUCAUCCGCACGGGCCGGACGGGGCAUUGGCUGAACCACGGCAAGGAGCAUUGCCUGGUGGGGGUGAAGGGGAACCCCCAAGGCUUCAACCGGGGCCUGGAUUGUGACGUCAUCGUGGCCGAGGUGCGCUCCACCAGCCACAAACCCGACGAGAUUUACGGGAUGAUCGAGCGGCUGUCGCCGGGCACGCGGAAAAUCGAACUUUUCGGCCGUCCCCAUAACGUUCAGCCCAACUGGAUCACGCUGGGGAACCAGCUGGACGGGAUCCACCUGCUGGACCCCGACGUGGUGGCGCGGUUCAAGCAGCACUACCCCGACGGCGUCAUCGCCAAGCCCAAGAACCUCUGAGCGCCGCAAUUUGGGCCUUUUUUGGGCUUUUUUAGCCUUUUUU
Molecule: messenger RNA, 1849 nt
Organism: Taeniopygia guttata (zebra finch)
Lineage: Eukaryota; Metazoa; Chordata; Aves; Passeriformes; Estrildidae
Gene: METTL3
Product: methyltransferase 3, N6-adenosine-methyltransferase complex catalytic subunit
Biological process (GO): RNA methylation; mRNA modification
Cellular component (GO): RNA N6-methyladenosine methyltransferase complex; nucleus
Molecular function (GO): mRNA m(6)A methyltransferase activity
Source: RefSeq, a predicted model, not a curated record